This is a messenger RNA of Aspergillus homomorphus CBS 101889, 1986 nucleotides long. Its product is annotated as ferric reductase family protein. Lineage: Eukaryota; Fungi; Ascomycota; Eurotiomycetes; Eurotiales; Aspergillaceae. Gene Ontology annotation, biological process: intracellular iron ion homeostasis; copper ion import; iron ion transport. The transcript is spliced from 4 exons. The coding region runs from base 157 to 1911 and encodes 584 amino acids. Gene Ontology annotation, cellular component: plasma membrane. The record is from RefSeq and is a predicted model, not a curated record. Gene Ontology annotation, molecular function: ferric-chelate reductase activity.
CUGGUUCUCCAUCCCCUUAUUCUUGCUCGUCAGGGCUGUGGCUGGACCACAAUCCCAAUCUCAUUCCUUUCAUCGGCGGAGCGUGAUCGAGCAUUGAGCUAUCUGGCUUCCGUUCCUCCUAGGGCUAACCAGUUCACAGUGACCAGUUCGCCUAUCAUGGGAGACAGUAUGUGGUAUGCGUUCUUGAAUGAUGAGCUGUGUUAUGUGUCCCUCUGGGCGUUUGCAUGCUUGAUCGUCAUGGUCUUCCUCUGGCAGACUUGCUUUCAGCUUGCUGCACAUCUUCGUCGACUGGCCACCUUCACCGACCCAUCCCAGAGAUUUCAUCAGAUUCCAGACUCGCGGCUGGCGUGGCUCAAGCGCCAUGUUCUCUAUGCACCCCUCUGGCGCAAUCGCCACAACCGUGAAAUGCAACUCUCACAGGCCAUCAACAUGGGCACCUUGCCUAGUCGAUUCCACGCCCUGUUGCUCACCUUCCUUGUGGUCUUGAACGUGACUCUCUGCACAGUCACCAUUCCUUUCGAAUCCAAGGAGUCAACCGUUGCAGCACUGAUCCGGAACAGGACAGGUUACAUGGCAACGGUCAAUUUGUUUCCCCUGUUCGUCAUGGCUGGACGUAACAACCCGUUGAUCCCGCUGCUGCAUGUCUCCUUCGACACAUGGAACCUGUUGCAUCGGUGGUUGGGACGGAUCGUGGUGCUGGAGCAGUGGCACAUGUUAUCGCUUGGGGGGUGCCCAAGGUCCAAAAUUGCUAUGCUGGGGACUCUCAGCAAGCCUUUCAUGUUCAAUGGCCUGAUGUGUAUGAUUGCAAUGCUAGUGAUACUGAUCCAGUCGCCCUCCCCAAUCCGGCAUGCAUUCUACGAGACGUUUCUGCAUCUUCAUAUCGCCCUCGCCUGCAUAGCGACUGGGUUCGUGUGGCAUCACGUCUACCGCUACUCCUGCAGAUUCUACCUGUACGCGGCGGUCGCAUUCUGGACAUUUGAGCGUCUUACCCGCUUCCUCAUCCUGGUCUAUCGCAAUUUCCGCGCAGGUGCCCGCACCACUGCCUACGUCGAAGCUCUUCCAGGUGAUACCAUGCGGAUCACGCUUGACCUUGCUCGACCCUGGUGCUUCUCGCCCGGCCAGUAUCUCUUCUUGUAUAUUCCUUCCAUUGGUGGCUGGACAUCCCACCCGUUCUCUGUGGCAUGGGGUGGGGAUAUGCCUGUGCACGAAAAAUCGCCGCUCGACCGUCUCGACAGUUGGACUGCCCCGAAGUCCCUCUCCCUCCUCGUCCGACGUCGCACGGGGUUCACCGACAAGCUAUUCAAGGCCGCCCUCGUCCAGCAGCACUCCUUCCGCAGCACCAUGGCCUACCCCGACGACCCGAUGCACCCUUCCCUGCAGUCGCCGUGCGGACCCCCACUCCGACUGGCGGCUCUCGUCGAAGGCCCAUAUGGGAGCCUCCACUCGCUCGAUUCGUACGGGACUGUCCUCCUGGUGGCCGGAGGGGUAGGCAUCACGCACUGUCUUCCCUUCAUGCCGCAUCUCAUCCAGAAGUCCACCGCCGGCACCGUUUCAGCGCGAAAAAUCACGCUAGUGUGGAUCGUCCAGUCACCCGAGCAUCUGGAAUGGCUGCGUCCCUGGAUGACGGAGGUCCUGGCGCUGCCGGGUCGGAGGGAGGUGCUCCGCGUCAAGUUGUUCGUGACUCGGCCUCGCAAUCCGCGGGAGAUCAAGAGUCCCAGCUCGACGGUCGAAAUGUUCUCCGGUCGACCAAGUCUGCAGACUCUGGUGCAGAUGGAAGCUGAGAACCAGGUUGGCGCGAUGGGGGUCAUGUGCUGUGGAAACGGGGGGUUGAGCGACGAGGUGCGGCGCGCAUGUCGGAGGCAUGUGGGCGAGACGGUGGUGGAUUAUAUUGAGGAGAGUUUCACAUGGUGAGCAGUAAUGCUAUGGUGAGGUUCUAGUUUGAGGAGGAUUAGCCGGCGAUUGGCACCAUAGAUUGAUUGUUCGACU